Rana temporaria (common frog) is the source of this 2164-nucleotide messenger RNA. RefSeq names its product B cell linker (gene BLNK). The record is from RefSeq and is a predicted model, not a curated record. Gene Ontology annotation, molecular function: protein binding. The transcript has 22 exons. The coding region runs from base 309 to 1937 and encodes 542 amino acids. Lineage: Eukaryota; Metazoa; Chordata; Amphibia; Anura; Ranidae. Gene Ontology annotation, biological process: cell surface receptor protein tyrosine kinase signaling pathway; intracellular signal transduction. Gene Ontology annotation, cellular component: cytoplasm.
CCAGGUACAGGUGCAGCCUAACACCCAAGGAGAAGGAAGUCCUGACGGCUUGUCUAGGAGUAUUCAUGAACUGGAUGGGCUGAGAAUUAGUCAUGUGACAAAACAGAAACUUGAGACUUGACUAUGUGAUCAGGCGAGUUUUACUUCUCAUGUGAGAUGAGUAUGUGGGUACUACAGGCUGCACAGUGCAAAGCAUACAGCCAAAGCGUCUAUGGGAUUUCCACAAAGCGCAUGAGAGCUGCGUAAGGGGCAGGAGGGGCUCAGUGACACCCAGACACACAUGGUCCUCAUUGGAAUUGUCCGAUACAAUGGAGAAAAUCUCUAAGAUUACAGGACCAGCUGGAGAGAAGUUCAGGCAGAUUCAGAAAAUGGUGCAUGACCUAAAGAAUAAUGAGGGUGGAAUUAUGCAAAAGUUCAAAAGGUUCCAAAAUGAUCAGGUGGCGUUAUUUUGUAGGACUGGGAAAGAUGCAUGGGAUCGAAUAACAAACAAGCCUCCACCGAGUGUUCCAAGACGAGACUAUGUGGCAGGUCCACAGGACGAAGAGACCGACGAGUGGUCAGAUGAAUCUGCCAAAUCCAGAAUAGCCAACACCAAGCAUCCGUACACAUUUGGCUGCCAGAAAUCAGGAUUGCCCCACAGAAAUCUGGACUGUCGGGGGGGGAGUGACUACGAGAAUCCCAAUUGCCAUUCUGAUGAGGAAACAUAUGUGGUUCCUACUGAAGAACAAGAUGAAAGCUAUGAACCUCCACCAAAUGAACAAGAACCUAGAUUUACUCCAUCCUACAGGUUUACUGACAGAAAUGGAGGAUAUGCUGACAGGAACCAGGCACCAGCAAGCACCCCAAACGAACCCAGAAAUAGGCCUACAAGACCGCUACCUAAACCAAAUGAAUCAACCUUGCAUCAAGUCAGUCAUUUGCCUCCUCCAAGCAGAUCUGUACCCAAGGCAUUGCCAAAGCCAGCUGUGGUGACCAGACAGCUGCCAAUAUCCGUACUGCCACCAGUAAGGAAGAAAUCACAGCCACAGCAUGAUGAUCAGGACUACGUGGUACCUGGUGAUGAGGAAGAGGAUGAUAAUUACAUAGAACCUACUGCAAGUCCGGAGCCCUAUAGGCCUCCCAUUGUGAUUAGAACCAAUAAACCUGGCCAGUCAUCCAUUACAAGGUCUUCAAAGCACACAGAGGAACCAGAUCAUUAUGAAGUCCCUGAAAAUGAGGCUAAACCCUCUCCCCCUGCAAGAGAAGCAAAACCUGUGCCGAGAAGAAAAUCUCCACCAAAACAGGAGCCACGGAUCACGGGUGACAACUUUGAAGAUACUGAUAGAAGACCAGAGCCACCCAUGAAGCCUGCCCCUCAUCCCCGAAAACCAAAGCCUGGGCCGACAUCACCAAGAACACCUGGUUUCCUUCCAAGAGAUUUGAACAGCAACAUAGAAAAACCUGCAGUUUUAGAACGUCAAAGGAUACAAAGUAUUGAAUCAGAUGUUCCACCAACACCACCAUCAAGGCAAAGCCUUCCAGAGAUUGCAAGUCGCUAUGUGGUCAACCAUAGUCGACAUGGCAGUGUUGUGGAACAGGAUGCUGGGGUGCUUAAUAAAGACUGGUACUCAUCAUCGUGUGACCGCAAAGCAGCAGAAGAGGCCUUGCAAGCAGCCUGCAAGGAUGGUGCCUUUUUGGUAAGGCGAAGUACCGGUCAAGACCAGAAACAGCCAUUCACCCUUGUAGUUUUUUACAAGAAAAGAGUAUAUAAUAUUCCAGUGAGAUUUAUUGAGUCAACUAAGCAAUAUGCUCUUGGAAGAGAGAAAAGUGGAGAGGAGAAAUUCAACAGUAUUGCAGAGAUGAUUGAAAAUCACCAGCGAUCAAGCCUUGUGCUAAUAGACAGCCAGACCAAUACAAAAGACUUAACCAGGUUAAUGCAUGCUGUUAAAGUUCCAUGAGCUAUUGUCAAAGCUUCAUCAAUCAAGCUUCAGAGGAGUUUCUUCAUGACUACUGGAUACACAAACGAUCAAUUUGGAAAUUUGGAAACAUUUUGACAGAAUGCUUACAGUACACACUGUAUUUUCCUGGGGGGGAGAUGAUUCUUAAAAGCUUGAUAGGACUUAAAUCCUGUAUAUAUAAUUUUUAUAAUUAUCUAUGUGUGCACAAUAAAGCCAUUUAAAAUGAA